AUGUCAAUCUGUGGAGUUUCGCAGCUCUUCAGCACGGACCUGAACGAGUGUCCACCCGAGUGUCCGUUCUGGGCCCCGAGCUCGGUGUGGAAGUACAUCGGAGUGUGCUCGAAGAGCGCAAAUUGCGAGCUGUACAAUCCGACGUUACACUUUGCAGACGUAAACAAUCACGUUUGCCUGCCCUGUAACGUGUUCGGGUGUAUAUCCUGCGCGUACUCAAACGCUGACGAUUCCAUGACUCCCAUCACGGACAAGUUUAAAAAAUUGCCAGAUUUUUGCAUAGAAUGCGCAAAGGGGUACAAAAGGUCCGAUGACGGCCAGAUGUGUUACUUGGUGGACGGUAGCAUAUGGCCUAAGCUCCUGAGGUACCUGGUGGCCCUCGUUUUGAUUUCUAUCGCAGUUUUAGUAGCCAGGCUGCUCAUGAACAGGGAAAAGAUGAAGAAUAACUUCAACAGUCUGCUAUGCGCACUCAAACAUCAGCAGAAGAAGAUGUUGCGGAAGUCUGAACCGGGAGGACAGACCCUGUACGAUUUAUCCAUAGACGUGAGGAAAAAUAACAUUUCAGGCAUCGGCCUGAUGCUGUACUUCAGAGGCCUGGUCUUCUUCAGCUCAGUGAUGGCGCUCCUGUUCUUCUCGAGCCUCGCGCACGUGCACAUCCCGUGCUCGAAAAUGAUUCGCAUCUUCAAGGAGCCGUUCAGAGUGUACUACCUGUCUAUCUCCCCGGACGAAGAGCGGACGUUCAUAUCUAACUUCUUCAGCGAAAACGUAAACAAGCUGGUCGACGACAUCUUCAAUUUCAAGAGCGUCGACGAGGCGAUCAACUGGAACGUCGUGGCGUACUCGAAGGAAGUCUCGUCGGUGAUGAACGUGCUCUACAUAUCGAUCAUGGCGAUGACCGUGGUCUACCUCGUCUCGCAGAAGCGAGUAAUAAAGACGUACACGAGCAGCUCGACGAAGCUGAAGGACCUGACGCUGGUGCUGCGGAACUUGCCGAAGUCGCUCACGAUCGAGAGUGAAAUCGCAGACAUGAUCUAUGAGUCCUCAGGAGUGAAGCCGGCGUCAAUCACCAUAUGCUACGACCUGAAGCGCCACAAGAAGGAAAUCGAUAAGCUGCUCGAAAGCGUGGAGGACAUGAGUACGGAGGAGGACGGAUACAUUAAUUUUAACUGCGUGGAGGAGUUCAACAGAACCUUUACCGACCUCGAGAGCUCCGGCGAGUGUUUUGUGACGUUCGAGAGCUCGAGCGACCUGAGAGCCGCGCUCCACAACUUCAAGAGCGGCGCCAUAGGGGUCGAGGCGUGCGACGUGGAGCCCGAGAACGUGAUGUGGGAGAACAUCGGCUACGAGAAGAACAUCAACGGCAAGAUCCUGGGAAUCUCGGUGGUCACGAUCGGCUGCCUGACCGUGUACAGCGUGGUCUUCUUCGUGCCCUACGCAGUCUACUCGAUCAGCUCGCAAAUGAAGCACCUGCUCGAGGUGCUCGUGGUGAGCCUGUUCCUCGACUGCGGAAACACCAUCGUCUCCGUGGUCCUCCGGAGCCUCAUAGCCAGGGCGGGCAUCAUCAACAGCGACGUGGUCGAGGGCUACCUCAUGUUCUGCAGCUACUUCAUCAAGCUGCUCAACAUGUCGCUCAACAUCGUGCUCUCGCACAUCAUCAACUACGGCGGCAUGCACAAGCUGCUCUCGCUCUUCGGGAGGCAGUCGAGGCUCGACACUCCGACCUUCCGCGUCGGCGAGGAGGUCUCCUUCAGCGUGAGCUUCAGCAUCUACAUGGUCAACGUGCUCAUCAUCAUCCCGAACGCGUUCUUCGUCUUCGAGCACUACGUCCUUCCGCUCGUCAACUCAUUCCUCGUGCUCACGCUCGACUUCGACGUGCGCAGGGCCUCGAGGCUGAUGGAGUUCUCCGCGUUCGACGUCUCCGCCAGCUACACGAACAACCUUGCCAACGUCACCUGCUGCCUCUUCCUCCUCUUCCUCAUCAAGGACCGGAGGCAGGGCUGCGUUGUCUUCCUGAGCAUGUGCAUCUCCUACUUCCUGAACUACCUGAAGGACCAGUACGUUGUGCUCAGGCGCAGCUCCCGCAAGUUCUACUCGACUUGGCGGCUCACCUACGUGACCUUCGUAAUCUGGGCCUUUCCCACUCUGGUUCUCGCCGUGUGCCCUCACUACUGGAACUGGCGUGCCGGCGAGGGCAGCGUCAACAUGAUUGUGCUCUCUGGGCUCGUCCACAUGUUCAUCUACGGGCUAAUUCUCUACCUUUUGUUCGGCAGGCACACUGACCACUCCAACUUGCGCUUCAGUGACCUCGCUGAGGACAAGUCCUCUUCUCCCGAACAGGACCUCGAGUAUAAGCUCCACAAUCCGCUGUAUAAGCUCAAGUCGCUUUCCAGGCAAUAUAAUGUACUAUAG
Theileria orientalis strain Shintoku is the source of this 2409-nucleotide messenger RNA. RefSeq lists its product as uncharacterized. The transcript is spliced from 2 exons. The record is from RefSeq and is a predicted model, not a curated record. NCBI's taxonomy places the organism in Eukaryota, Apicomplexa, Aconoidasida, Piroplasmida, Theileriidae. The coding region runs from base 1 to 2409 and encodes 802 amino acids.